UGCAGUCGUUCCAUAUCAGUUAGUGAAGAAGAGGACCGAAGUGGUGAUGGACAAGAUUGGCAGCCCGGGACAGAAGGUGUCGAGAUUGUUGUUACUUUUCCAAGAGAUGUCCAUCACCCCCAAGAAAUGAGCCAAGAAGUUUUAAAAGAAAACAAUCAGAUAACCGCAGUGCAUCAGGAAUGGGCACAAGCACAUUCUGUUUUUCUUCCAAAUGAAAUUAAGAUGAUGGACGUCAGGACAAAGAUGCCAACUAUGCAGCCUUCACUUCUGAAGAAAGAGGAAAGUUCCAAGGAGCUCUGCGAUGAGAACUUGGGCUUUUUGGUGCCAAGACCUUGCUUGGAGCCAAACAUUUCCAAGUCUUUAGUCAGAGAAGAUGUUUCUCACUUUCUGAAGGGCCAGCAAAGAAAAUCUGAAGAUUUUUCUACCUCUGAUAUGAAGUACAAUAGCCGAAGAACUGAGUUCCCUCUGCCACCAUUGUCACUCUCGCCCAUGAGAUCUGGUCUCCUUACUAUCCCCCCAAAUCACAAGGAUCAAAAAGAGAGAGAAAGAAAUAUUCCAAGCCUCAUAUCAUUCAUGCCUAAGCUCUCAGAGCCUGUUGGUCGAUCUGAUGAGUUUAGACCAUCAAACAAGCAACAGGAAACCCCGUUUAAGGUGUUUGUGGAUCAGACCCUCAGGUCUUCUGAUAACUUUAUUUGGUCUAGAAACAUGUGCUCUUUUUGGAAGGCUAACCAUCACAGACAACACCUGAAGAUGGAGGUGAAUAGGAAAUCUGAGGAAACAGAAGAAUAUGACAAAAUUCAAAUCUCUCACUUUGAAAAUGAGCAGUCUUCAGUGUCCUUCAAGAAUUUUAAGGAAAGAAGUUUUCCUAUAGAUAGGGAAGUGGAUAUUGACUGCUGUGGUAGUGAAAUGAGAAAAACAGAAGAAAACUCUCAAUAUCUUUCAUCAGGAAAGAAAGAGGGUUCAGUAGCCAGAAACUACGAACAAAAUAAAGAAGUUGGAUGCACCAUACAAAUCAAGUUCCAAGAAACCCAACAUUCGGAGAUAACUUUAAAAGAUAAAGAGACUAAAAAUGAUGAAGCUGCCUCAAAAAGUACUUUAGUACAUAGAGGUAAAUUAAUUGAGCCAAAUUAUGUUUUAGAAGAGCUUACUGUACUUAAAAGUUUUUCCAAUGUCGUCCCUGAUGGCCCCAUUGAAAAGAUCCCAGAAGAUCAUAGCGGCAUGGAGACAAACACAAAAAUAUCAAUAGCAGAGGCAACCAAACCAGAAGUGAAUGGGAUGGUGCCUCUUAUCCCCAUCGCUUUCCCUGGAGAUGGAACUCCCAAGGAACCAGCAAUAGCCAAACUAAGCCUCCAGAAAAGAAAGGGCACCCUUCGUAACAACAAUAGCUACAACAUACUCGCACACCAAGAAAAUGACAGGCAUAAGACAAAAACCCAUAGACAUAAGUUGGACUCAAAAACCAAGAACAGUAACAAGACACCUCAGAAUUUCAUGAUUUCCAUUGAAAGUUCCAUUAAGCCUACCAUGCAUAAAACAAGCCUAAAAACUCAAGUUUUCCCUGCUUUGGGGAUUGUUGACCCCAGACCUCAGCAAUCACCAAAGUUUCAAAGGAGAAUGCCACAGAUAGAAAAUAAGCAAUCAACUUACCGGGCUCUUAAACCUAAAAAGCAGUCAUUUCCUUGCAUCUGUAAAAAUCCAGGAAUAAAAAAGUCUUCAGUUCCUCUCCCUGUUCAACCAACAGAGCCAAGACUAAAUUACCUAGAUCUUAAGUAUAGUGACAUGUUUAAAGAAAUCAAUUCAACUGCUAAUGGACCUGGAAUCUAUGAAAUGUUUGGGACCCCUGUUUAUUGUCACAUGAGAGAGGCUGAACGGCAUGAAAACAAAUAUUAUCGAGAGAUAUGCUCUGCUCCAUCAGGCAGAUGUAUCACCAAUAAAUGCCGCUCUUCACAUGGUGAGAGGAGCAGCAAUAGCAGAGCAAGGCUUUCUCAGAAAAGACCACACACUAAACCUCCAAAGCCUUUGCUUGGAAUUAAACAAAAGCAUAAAAGUUUGAUUUUUAAAGAAAAGGGUUGUAAGGCUGCAGGUAGCAACCUACAAGACAUUGAAAGUGGCGGUGAUAUUUCAGAACUAGAGUGGCAGCUAAAGCCUUCAGGAAAUGACUUUCUAUCUUCUAAAGAUGAAGUUCAGCCCAUGAACUUUGCUCAGACCCAUGAGCAGCCCAUUGAACAGAACAAAUUCCUUCCUGUUUCAGAUUUGUUCAUUGUUGAAGAAGUCUCUAUGGAGGAGUCUGCCGAUGAAGGUGACAUUUCUAACAAUCAAAUACUUUCCACAAGCCUCAGAGACCUGCGUGAACUUGAAGAGGUACAUCACCAGGUGUACCUUUCAGAAAACAGCUGGGCAGUGCACAGUGAGAAGAGUUCCAACAAGCAUGUACUGCAAGAAAAGCAAAAUACAGCAUCUCUUGAUAAAAUAAAUGCCAACCAAAUUUUAACUGAUGAUGUAGAGUUUGAUAGUGUUUCAGAUAAGUCUAAAAUACUUACGAGUUUCUGUUUCCAAGAGGGACAAGAAAGUGCACCUUCCCAAGCAUAUCAAAUUUGGGCACAUUCUUUGGAUCAUGAUAGGUUAGCUGAUAAGACAAUUACACAUCAAAUGUUUGGAAAAAGUUUAAAUGAUGCAAAUUCAAUUUCCCAAGAAAUAUUAGACUCUAUACAGAAUGAAGAAUUGACAGAUGAACUAUUAGGGUGUCUAGCUGCAGAACUAUUAGCUCUUGAUGAGAAAGAUAACAACUCUUGCCAGAUAAUGGCAAAUGAAACAGACCCUGAAAACCUAAAUCUUGUCUUCAGUAGCAGAGGAAAUACCAUGCAAGAAUUGGUCAGAGAGACAACGAAUGUCAAAAUACAGAGACAUAAUCAUGAGUUCAGGAUAUAUGACGAGGAGGAGAAUUUUCUCAAUGAGAAGAAGGUAUUUUCUGAAAAUAGCUUAAAGUAUGAAGAACCUAUCCUGUGGACCAAGGGUGAGGUCCUUGGGAAGGGAGCCUAUGGCACAGUAUAUUGUGGUCUAACUAGCCAAGGACAGCUAAUAGCUGUAAAACAAGUGGCUUUGGAUACCUCUGAUAAAUUUGCUACUGAAAAAGAAUACCGGAAACUGCAAGAAGAAGUGGAUUUGCUCAAAGCACUGAAACAUGUCAACAUUGUGGCCUAUUUGGGGACAUGCUUGGCAGAGAACAUUGUAAGCAUUUUCAUGGAGUUUGUUCCCGGUGGCUCAAUCUCUAGUAUUAUCAAUCGUUUUGGGCCAUUGCCUGAGAUGGUGUUCUGUAAAUAUACAAAACAAAUUUUGCAAGGCGUUGCUUAUCUCCAUGAGAACUGUGUGGUGCAUCGAGAUAUCAAAGGAAAUAAUGUUAUGCUCAUGCCCACCGGAAUAAUAAAGCUGAUCGACUUUGGCUGUGCCAAACGUUUGGCUUGGGCUGGCUUAAGUGGCACACACAGCGACAUGCUUAAGUCCAUGCAUGGGACUCCAUAUUGGAUGGCCCCUGAAGUCAUCAACGAGUCUGGCUAUGGAAGGAAGUCGGACAUCUGGAGCAUUGGCUGCACUGUGUUUGAGAUGGCCACAGGGAAACCUCCACUGGCUUCCAUGGACAGAAUGGCGGCCAUGUUUUACAUUGGGGCACACCGAGGGCUGAUGCCUCCUUUGCCGGAACACUUCUCAGAAAACGCAGCAGAUUUUGUGCAUGUGUGCCUAACGAGGUAAGAAAUUUAAAGCAGGAGGAGGAGGAUAAAUUCCCAGAGAUUCCAAGCAGUUGACAUUUCCCUAUCAAUUUGUGACCUAGUCAAAGCUCUGCUU
Molecule: messenger RNA, 3840 nt
Organism: Hipposideros armiger (great roundleaf bat)
Lineage: Eukaryota; Metazoa; Chordata; Mammalia; Chiroptera; Hipposideridae
Gene: MAP3K19
Product: mitogen-activated protein kinase kinase kinase 19
Exons: 7
Coding region: 127-3747 (1206 amino acids)
Biological process (GO): protein phosphorylation
Molecular function (GO): protein kinase activity; ATP binding
Source: RefSeq, a predicted model, not a curated record